Talaromyces marneffei is the source of this 1881-nucleotide messenger RNA. RefSeq lists its product as uncharacterized. Bases 1 to 1881 code for a protein of 626 amino acids. Lineage: Eukaryota; Fungi; Ascomycota; Eurotiomycetes; Eurotiales; Trichocomaceae. The transcript is spliced from 3 exons. The record is from RefSeq and is a predicted model, not a curated record. Gene Ontology annotation, molecular function: long-chain fatty acid transmembrane transporter activity; long-chain fatty acid-CoA ligase activity.
AUGGACCAAGUCACGGCGCCUCUAAUUGCUGCAACUGUCGCAGGCACGGCCACAGCAGCGGCAUACCUCAACGCCAAAUGGCACAUCGCCAAAGAUGUCAGCGCCAUCCUGUUCGUCAAAUCCGGCGAAAGAUCACUAAAACGAGCCGUGGCCAACGGCCGUCUAAGCAACUUCUUUCUCUUCGAAAACGCCGCCACUUCCUUCCCCGACAAAGUCGCAAUCUGGUCCCGCGAGCGAUCCUACACAUACCGCGAGUCACUUGAAAUCAUCUCCCAACUGGCGCACUACUUCUUGUCGAUUGGGGUCCGGCCUGGUGAGUUGGUGGCGGUGUAUUUAAUGAACAGUCCCGAUUUCAUAUUUAUAUGGUUGGCGCUCAUGAGUAUUGGAUGUGCGCCGGCGGGGAUAAACUAUAACCUCCACGGUGACGGGUUGUUACAUUGUAUCAGAGUGCCCCAUGCAAAAUUUGUGAUUGUCGACGAUGAUGCCAGCUGUCGUGAACGGAUCGAAGCCGUUCGGCCAACCCUCGAGAAUGAGCUGGGAAUCACGACCCUGCUCCUCAGCGAGGUCAUGCACAAGGCUACAUCUGAGUUUCCAAAGACAACACCCGACGAGAAAUAUAGGCUGAACGUAAAAGAAUCAUUCCCCCUGAUGCUUAUUUAUACAUCCGGCACAACCGGCCUCCCCAAAGGAUGCGCAUUCACAACCGGUCGUUUCUACGCCGGCGCAAGCGUCACCAAUCCAACCAACGAUCGAUGGUAUUGCUGCAUGCCUCUCUAUCACGGCACAGGCGCAGUCUGGACUUUGGGACGACUCGUAAGCGGCACGAGCGUCGCAAUCGGGCGCAAGUUCAGCGCAAGUAAUUUCUGGAACGAUGUGCGCGACUCAGAGUCUACAUGGUUCAUAUACGUCGGCGAAACAGUCCGAUAUCUACUCAACAACCCAUCCUCGCCACGGGACAAGGAGCACAAGAUAUAUGGUAUGCUCGGCAACGGCCUUAGGCCGGAUGUAUGGGAGAAGUUCCAGCAGAGGUUCGGUGUUCAAGAAGUCAAUGAAUUCUUUAAUAGUAGUGAGGGAAUGCUGGCUUUAAUGAACGUCAACCGUGGCCCGUUUAGUGCCGGCGCCGUGGGCCAUCAUGGUGCACUUCUCCGAUUACUCUUCCAUAAUCAAUAUAUUCCCGUCGCGAUCGACUAUGAGACGGGCGAUAUCUGGCGGGACCCGAAAACGGGGUUUGCGAAACGGCAGCCUUAUGAAGAAGGUGGUGAGAUUCUUGUUGCGAUUCCGAAUAAAGAAGCGUUUCAGGGGUAUUGGGAUAAUGAUGCAGCGACAAACAAGAAAUUUGCGCAGGAUGUGUUUAAGAAGGGAGAUUUAUAUUACAGGUCUGGAGAUGCGUUGAGGCGUAAAGAUGAUGGACGGUGGUAUUUUAUGGAUCGGUUGGGUGAUACCUUUCGCUGGAAGAGUGAGAAUGUCUCUACAACUGAAGUGGCGGAUACAAUCGGUCGGUAUCCGGGUGUCACUGAAGCAAUCGUAUACGGUGUUCUUGUUCCGAACCACGAGGGAAGGGCGGGAUGUGCUGCGCUCGAGCUGUCAGUCACAGAAAAGGAAUUCGAUUGGAAGGAUCUCACUCGAUUUGUGCGCUCGCAGUUGCCACGAUACGCUGUGCCUGUGUUUUUGAGAGUCUCGAAAGGGUCGAAACAUACGCAUAACAACAAACAGAAUAAAGUGCCUCUGAGGCAGGAAGGAGUUGAUCCGGCCCUCAAAGGGACGAAGGACGCGGAUGGAGUGAACGAUCGGUUGUUGUGGUUGGCGCCGGGGGCGGAGGAGUACGUUGAUUUUGGGCAGAGGGAGUGGGAUUUACUUGUCUCGAGGGAAGUGAGGUUGUAA